Messenger RNA from Trichomonas vaginalis G3, 699 nucleotides. Its product is annotated as protein of unknown function, DUF4106 family. The transcript has a single exon. The record is from RefSeq and is a predicted model, not a curated record. NCBI's taxonomy places the organism in Eukaryota, Parabasalia, Trichomonadida, Trichomonadidae. Bases 1 to 699 code for a protein of 232 amino acids.
AUGAAACAUGCAGAUAUUUUGGACCAGUAUGAAAUGAACAUGGCUGAUGGAAAUAUAACACCUGACGUUCUAGAACAUUUAUCUCAAAGAACUACACAGAACCAUAGAGAUGGUAUAUUUGGUGAAGAGUUUAGAAAGACAGUUAGGGAGAGAGAAGGAAGAGAACCUAUUGUACAUGACCUUGCAAACGAAAGUUUACAAAAUGUCAUAAAAACUUACUUUGCAGACGAUGAAUCGAGAAGGGAUGAAUAUUUAAGAAAACUCAAAUGGACAGUACCAAAUGAAAUGUUAGUAUUGAAAAACAUGUUCCUUGACAAAAUAAAACCAACUACAGAAAUAAACGACGCAAGACUGAAAGAUUGGGUAAAAGCUUUCCCAUUCACAAAAGAUAUAGUUGGUAACAUGGAAAGAAAACCAGAAUGGCUACAAAAACAUAUAUUUGGAAACGAGCUUAUUCCAUAUGGACAGGCACUGUUUGAAGCGCUUGAACCGGAAACUCAGGAAAGAGUCAUGCAAACAAUACGCGAAGACUCAAAUACAGACUAUGACAAACUCUUUCUAGGAUAUAGGUUACCUGAGAUGGGCGACCAGAGCCAAAAGGCAAAAAGGACAUGGGAAAUUUGCAACAUACUAGAUGAACAUAAUGCAAAGAUGCAACAACUUCAAGCAGAGUUAAAAACUCAGUCAGGAAGAAAGUAA